AUGGGCGGAACAAGUGUCACGAACGCGAUCCCUGGGUUUUACUACUUCGCCUUCGGCAUAUUCGAGCCCGUGCUCGCCCUGGCCAUCUUCAUUGGUAUUGUCGCGGAUCCACUCAAGAUCCAUAACCAACAAGGCCCUUGGCGAGUUGACCCUCCGGCUGAGCUAUCGACCGCCACACGUAUCAGCGUUCUCCAGUUGUCCUAUCUCAGCGCGGUCGUCGGCCUUACGAACAUCUUCGUCAUACACGCUGCGCGCAAACAUCUCGCAUCAAACCUGCCGUUGCAGGAGACCAUUAUCAAAGCCCUACUUUGGCCUCUGUUGUUCGGCGAUGUGGCCCAUUUCAGCCUCACGACCUACGCUCUGAUCGGAGAUGGUUGGGAUAUCGCCGAGUGGCCAUCCCUGGUUUGGGUCGGUUGUGGAAUCGGGCUCUACUUGUUUGUUGCGCGAGUCGCUUGGUUUGCUGGUGUAGGGCGGUAUGUUGAGAAGCGGGAUGGGAAGCACAAACGCGCCUGAAGGUUGGAUUAGAGUAAGGCAUUGCAAUGUAAUUCUUUGUCUGCAUGUUGAAGAGAUACCGCACGAAAGGCUCUUG
Postia placenta MAD-698-R-SB12 is the source of this 589-nucleotide messenger RNA. RefSeq lists its product as hypothetical. The transcript has 2 exons. NCBI's taxonomy places the organism in Eukaryota, Fungi, Basidiomycota, Agaricomycetes, Polyporales, Adustoporiaceae. The coding region runs from base 1 to 513 and encodes 170 amino acids. The record is from RefSeq and is a predicted model, not a curated record.